This is a messenger RNA of Plectropomus leopardus (leopard coralgrouper), 2603 nucleotides long. It is a transcript of the gene mturn, whose product is annotated as maturin, neural progenitor differentiation regulator homolog (Xenopus). Gene Ontology annotation, cellular component: cytoplasm. Lineage: Eukaryota; Metazoa; Chordata; Actinopteri; Perciformes; Serranidae. The record is from RefSeq and is a predicted model, not a curated record. Gene Ontology annotation, biological process: regulation of signaling; positive regulation of megakaryocyte differentiation.
GGGUGUGCAGCAGACAGUGGGGAGUCAGCAUAUACUGCUCAGAUAUGGACGGCUGCCCGGCUUCACUGUUCGUCAUCGCGUUAUUUCCAGCGUCCUCCUGCGUAUGCAUGCAUGCGAGCGACGGGCUGAUUUCAUAACGUGGGGAGGAAGAGAGGAAUGGGGCUUUGAGAGCGGAGGAGCAGCAGUCCCGGUAGGCUCUGUGCACCAACACUGCUCUGUGUAUUCCCGGGCCAUGCACGCGGCGCACUGAGGAGAUGCGGUAGUGGAGGCUGCUGAUGCUGCUGUCCGAUCGGCUCUUCUUUUUCUCUCGAGCAUCAUCGCCGUGACGGCCACACACACCGAGAUCCAGCUCCGGAGCCAGGGACACCGCAGAGCGGACAACACAGGAUGGAGUUCAAGCACCUGGUGGAGGCGGCGGAGAAGUGGUGCUCCGGUAACCCAUUCGACCUCAUCUUCGCCGAGGAGGACGACGAGAGGCGGCUGGACUUUUACGCAGAGCCCGGCGUCUCUUUCUACGUGCUGUGUCCCGGCGGCACUGACACUUUCCAUGUGUGGAGUGAGAGUGAGGACUGCCUUCCCUUCCUACAGCUGGCCCAGGACUACAUCUCCUCCUGCGGGAAGAAGACUCUGCUGGAGGUGCUGGAGAAGGUCUUCACAUCUUUUAGGCCUCUGCUGGGUCUGCCAGACAUAGAUGACGUCAGUUUCGAGCAUUACCACGCUGACAUGGAGGGGGAGCCGGGGCCAGACCACCAGCAGAUGGGGGUCAGCCAGCAGUGAUGAGCCCCAAGAUGAGGCCUGCAGCCGGGGCAGAGCUGCUUGGAAGCUCUGGAUCUCAACUCAUUAGCCCAAACACUUAAUGACACACUCUUAUCCAAACACACAUAAACACACACACACACACUUACGGCCAACUCGCUAAAAACGCACCACCAUGUUCUUGAAUGUCUCAGUGGCUUUGCUUUCCAAAGAGUGCACUCUGUUGCGCUGUGUUGACCCCCCAACCAAACACACAUACACACACACACACACAUUGGGGCUAUGUGAGCAGUUGCCAUGUCCAAUGCAAGUACCAUAAUCAUUCACCAUCUCGUUAGUUAAAGUUCCACAGCACAGCAAUAUUACAUCAGCCCCAGCUGGCUUUGUUAUGCAGAAAUACAGUCAGAUGUUACCGCAAUACACACAUUUCCCCCCGUGGCGUUGGAGAUGAAUGUGACAGAUAACCUCCUUCUCCGCCUGUCUGUUGACAUAGACGGGAGCCAGCUGAGAGACCGAUGGGUGAAAAGUGACGGUUUGUGGCUGCGUGAGGAGUGACGCAGGUAUAGUUUUCCACUUUAUGGAGAGAGAGGAGAAGCGAAUGGAGGCAUGUAGGGCUGUGACAUAGAUACAGACGGGGCAGCUCUCAAACUAUCCGGUUUUUAACACACUUAAAAUAGUCAUACAGGUUACACACUGUCAAAUCUAACAAGUGAAUUUUAAGAAACCGAUUGCCUUGAAAAAAUGUAAGUAAAUAGAACUAUUAUUCUAGAAUUAUUAGUUUAGUUAUAUUUACUUAAUUUUGUGAAGUUGUUGCAACUUAAAAAUGACAAGUUUAAUACAAUGAAUCUUUCUAAGUUUUAGCAACAUCAGGAAACUACGUUUACUUUGCUAUAUAUCUGUAGACUAUACAGUCUUUAAGUUGUGAUUAAAUGUCCUUUCAAAAUACUAUUUCCAGGUCUAAACCUCGUAUUGUUUAUAAUGCCACAGUGCUGUGCUCCUCGUUGUUUAUACAGAUCUGAAUCCAAAAAAACCCCCAAAAUACGGAACUGUCAUUUUACAGCUUUCCUAUCAAUUAGAAAGAGAGGAGGAAAUGACUGCAGCUGAUGAGGUGAGUUAUAAUUCUUAAACAUUCACUCAUUGGCCGUAAGCACUUAUCCUGUUAAGGGCUGCAUAGGGGCUGGAGCUUAUCCCAGCUGUCAUUGGGCGAGAGGGGGCGUACAUCCUGGACAGGUUGCCAGACUAUCGCAGAGACAGACAACCAUCCACACUCACAUUCACACCUGCGGACAAUUUAGAGUUACCAAUUAAUCUGCAAGUCUUUGUAAUGUGGGAGGAAAACAGAGAACCUGGAGAAAACCCACACUGACACGAGGAGAACAUGCAAACUCGCACAGAAAGGCCCCGCCCCAUCCAAGGUCCGCACCUCGCCACAACCUGAGUUCGAAUCAGGUACCCUCUUGCUACCCUCAGGGCUAACCACCACACCACCGUGCUGACCCCCAAUACUUAAACUAAUGAAGAAAACUAAAGUUUUAGAGCUAGUGCUAACUUUAGCUAACAUCAACUGCUAACUGCGAAUGCUAACUGUUACCUCUUCACGUUAACAGAAAUCACUCGCAAAUACCAAACCCUGACCUUGCGGAUAUGCCCAAUAAAAGCUAGUGGCUUUAUACUGUUUUUUUGUCCUAACCAAGUAAGAGGUCUUCAAGAGAUGUCUUCAGCCGGUUUACCUUACCUGUUAUUGAUCAUUCAUGAUAUCACAGCUUCCCUAACUUCACCAAAACUCCAAAACACGACUGAUACAUGGUAGUUUCAUUUUGAUUUCAGGUUAAAAUUGAAGCAUUCCU